UUGAAUCUUAUCUUAUGGUAGGCAAUAUGAGAAAUUUGAUAUUCCUGACAUCUCUUAGCGGUUUCGGAAGAACCAAAUUAGUGAAACAAAUGAUUUAUUUCCAAAUAAAAAACUUUGAAAAUUUUGUGAACCAAAUUUUCUUUACUAAAGUGUUUAUUCCCUUUUCUCUAAUUUUCUAAGCACCGAGUAUAGCGGUGGGAAGAGAGAGAAACAUAUUGGAUCCCACCCUAAUUUUCUCAUUUCGAGUACUUUAGUCCAAUUGAUUCAAAGUCAAAUAGGUGGACUCAGUAGCACGAUAUGGCCAACCAAAAUCUUUAAACUCAAGGAACUUUGUGUACUUUAUGAUAACUAGUUUUCACAUUGAAAUGCUGCCCUUUAAUCUCCAUAUACUCAUUCUCUCAAAGCUUCGCUCUUUAGCCUUUUUUCCUUCACAAAUCUUUGCUUUACAUGUUACGAUGAAGACAUACAAACCAAAUGGCCGACGUUUCAUCAUUUCCUCAUUUUUCUUUAUUAUAUUCCUUUGCGUUCUAGCUUCAAUCAAUGAAAUCCGAUUUGACAGCUUUUUGAUAUUAGGUAGUUGUGCUUUCUCUCAAACACCAACUAGAAAUUCUUCUUCUGCUACAAACUUUCUUAGUGUAAAUUCCUCUUCCUUGUCCACCAAUAACGAAAUCCGAAUUCUCAUAGGAAUUUUGACACUUCCCGAUCAGUACCAAAAGCGACACUUCCUGCGUCUAAUCUAUGGAACACAACCUCCAAUAAUGGGUGCAAAGGUUGACAUCAAGUUUGUGUUCUGCAAUCUAACAAAAGAAGAUCAAAAGGUAUUAGUAGCACUUGAAAUAAUGCGUUACGACGAUAUCAUCAUCCUAAACUGCCAAGAAAAUAUGAACAAAGGCAAGACGUAUACCUAUUUUUCCAGCUUGCCAGAGCUAUUUUCAGUCUCAGAUGACCAGCCAUAUUAUCCACCUUAUCAUUACGUGAUGAAAGCCGACGAUGACACAUAUAUAAGGCUUGAGAGUUUUGUAGAAUCCCUAAGGCCAUUGCCUAGGGAAGAUUUGUACUAUGGUUAUGUUAUUCCAUGUCCAAGCAUGGACCCUUUUGUUCAUUACAUGUCAGGAAUGGGUUAUUUAGUGAGUUGGGAUAUCGCAGAAUGGAUAAGAGAAUCUGAUAUUCCUAAAAGCCAUUUAGAAGGCCCAGAAGACAAGGUUUUUGGAGAGUGGCUCCGAGAUGGUCACCGGGCAAGACAUCGGUACAAUGCCAAAUGGUCUAUGUACAAUUUCCCCGAGCCGCCGACGAGAUGCACGCACGAGCUGUGGCCGGACACGAUUGCAGUUCAUAUGCUCAAGAAUCAAGAAAAGUGGAUUCAGACGCUCAACUAUUUCAAUGUCACUAGGGAUCUUAAACCAUCUAAGUUGUAUCAUAUAUGAUAUACCUUAGGCAAACACGUAUUUUCCUCUGUUUUAGUUCUCUAGUUAACGUGACAAUUUUUUUGAGAUGAUUCAAAGAGAAACAAGUUGCAGAAAUUCAUUACACAAUCUAGCAUUUAAAUUUUUAACGGGUUUCAUAAUAUCUUAAUAACCUAAUUAUAUCUAUUUUCAAACAAAAAUCAAUAUGUUUACCCUUAUAAUUGGAUAACAAUUAAACUUAUAAUGA
Molecule: messenger RNA, 1650 nt
Organism: Nicotiana tabacum (common tobacco)
Lineage: Eukaryota; Viridiplantae; Streptophyta; Magnoliopsida; Solanales; Solanaceae
Product: beta-1,3-galactosyltransferase pvg3-like
Cellular component (GO): membrane
Molecular function (GO): hexosyltransferase activity
Source: RefSeq, a predicted model, not a curated record